Periconia digitata is the source of this 969-nucleotide messenger RNA. NCBI's taxonomy places the organism in Eukaryota, Fungi, Ascomycota, Dothideomycetes, Pleosporales, Periconiaceae. The record is from the annotation of a GenBank genome assembly.
AUAUCUGUCUUUACUGCUAUGCUUUUGCUUAUUCUUACGCUCACGCUCCUCGUCGUGUGUACACACGCGUCCAACGGCGCUGUCUGGGCCACACCCCACGACAGCUACUCAUCCUCAAUCGGCGUCCUCGGCUGCAAGAUCAACACGAACCGCGUCGCGUACUGGCCUAGCCCUGUUGACUGCACCAACUUCUGCAUCUCGCUAUCCUACCAAGGUCGCUCAGUCAAACUACUCCGCAUUGACCAGUCCGGCGGCGCACACGAUGUCAGCUACGAUGCCUGGAACUAUCUCUACACGGGCUACGCUGCAACGGAUAAACCAGCAGCGGGCGGCCCCGUCGCAAUGGAAUAUCAGGAUUUGGCGCCCGAGGAAUGUAGGGAUUUGAUACACACCCCCGACGGGAAGAUGCCACUGAGCGCUUCCAACAGCAUGAAUUUCGUGGCGAGCUGUUUGGCACAGCAGGGCAGCUGGGUGGGAGGCCAUCAUGCGCUGUAUAAUAUCAUCGAUUCGGUCUGCACCAUGGGAUUUGAUGAGCAGUGUUCCUUGGAUUUGAGUGUGUCGAAUCAGCCGAAAUGCUCUCAUACACUUGGCCUCCAGGACAAGCUGCUAUCCCAACCCGUUUAUAAUAUCAGGUAUCCAACGGGAGUGGUGAUGGAGGCGGGGACGGGUCAAGUGGUGCCACCGAGCACAGUGUCCGGGUCUGUGGGACCGAACGCAGACAAGGGAGGAGGACUGUCGUCUGGUGCAAAGGCCGGAGUUGCCGUCGGUGUGGUGUUUGGGGUACUCGCAUUAGCUGCCGUGGCCGGGUUCUGGUGGUGGAAAAAGCGUCGAGAUACGCCUGCACAAGAACCGACAGAAACCACACGUGAAAACUCGGGUGUUUCAAUCGCAGAGGAGAUAGUGGUUGUGUCUUUGGUAGACAAGCGGCUUGACCGUAAGCCGAUCCAUAUUUCGAAGGAAACUCUUUGA